Molecule: messenger RNA, 1639 nt
Organism: Aspergillus pseudonomiae
Lineage: Eukaryota; Fungi; Ascomycota; Eurotiomycetes; Eurotiales; Aspergillaceae
Exons: 1
Coding region: 195-1457 (420 amino acids)
Source: RefSeq, a predicted model, not a curated record
CUUCACUUUUGCGUCUUGAACUAGUCAUGCAAGCCUCGACAACGAAGAGAAAGUCGCGGGGUGGCUACUUAGUCGCGUUUUGGGUUUAGCGUUUUCGGUUUUCGCGUUAACAACGGUCGAGUCAUGUUAUUUCCCAAGCUCCGCCUCGGACAGUCAAAGUUCUUCCGAGCUCAUGUACAUCGUUGGCCUACAACAUGGGGAGGAAGGAGGCCGUCGCAGCUGCGAAACUAGCGCUCGUCAAUCCAUGGAAACAACAUUCAUGGCGUCAUUAUUUUCGUGCCCUACUUCGCCAAUGUUCCUACCUACCAGACCCCGUUGCGAAAUGUAAUCUGCAUGACUUUGUUGUUCAAAGAUUUCGACGUUACGUGAUAGAAGAAAGACGUCCAUGGAUUAGAUGGAAUGCCGAGCGGCAGAUCAUUCUGUUUAAUGAAGUAAAGGAUACCCUGUCAUUACUGAAGCGGGCGAAUGCAGGAUAUUCCAAGCCACUCGAAAAAGUCAUCCGAAUGGCAUACGGACGAAAAGGGAGACGAAGGAAGGAAUUACUGAGCGCUUUGAUUGCCCCCGAUGUUCCUGCGAAUAAAACGGCUGUGGAAGAGGCCCUUCAACGACCCGAAAAAUAUGAAGAUGGCUGGGAACCUCCAUCAAUUGUGAUGGAGCUUCUGAAGUCCCAGCAGAACAACGGGAUUCUCUCGCAACUAAACAUUCGCCAAGUGAAACACCUUGAGCCGCCCAUACCUAAGAAGUGCAUCUGGGGAGAUGGAGUGGCCAAGUCACGAAGGAGAAACAUACGGAAAGAUUGGUAUACUGAUGUCCUCGAUCACCUCCUUCCGCCACUACCUGACCCCGACCUGGGCAUGUUGCAAGGAUUGGUUUCAGGAGAAAUGCCAUGGAACCCGCCCGAAUGGAGGAAACCAGUGAACCUUUCCGAAAGACAAAAGAAGAUUAGGCGAUUAACCCGCAGUUAUCUAAGAGCACUAUUAAAAGAUGGUCCUGUAAAAGGCCCAACAUUCAAGCCUUACUCCAAAGGACGCCCUCAUGUCAUCACGAGACGAUUUAUGCAAAGAAUCUGGAGGCGCACACUGUGCCUGAUCCCACACAUGGAGUGGGACGAGACUGCUAAAAAGCACACCUUUACAUGGGACCCGGCCAAGCCAACGCUUAGGCUCGGCAUUCCCGGCGCACCUGAAAUAUUUGAGGACGUUGAUGAACAAGGGAAGGUAACUACGACGCCAACUGGUUUGCUUCCUGGUGGAAUACGGGAUAGAGGCCGCAAGCCAUUCCGGGAGACGCCCUUUGAAAUGGGGUUAGAACCCAAACAUAUAAUCAACGAGCAAAGAAGCAACCGCCCACAUGACCUCCUCGAUUUUGACAUCAAAGACAAAAGAUCAUACAGGAAGCUACACGGAAGACCUUCGCGCAUGCAGUCCGACAAAUCACCCAGAAAACGUGACCGUUAGAUAUAGACUUAAGGUCUUCUAAAUUCCAGGACCUACGACUCUUCAUCUAAUGAAGGUAUGACAACGCCUCUGGUGUAAAUACGAUAUCUAGCAACAUGAACGUGCAGGGUCAAUCAACACCCUAGAAAAUCUGUAAUAAAACAUAUCCCAUUGCCUGAUCGAUAACAGUCAAAGCUACAAAC